AUGACAGGCGUAUGCCAACCGCCCAUACCACCCGGCGAUCUGCUCCUCCAUGCUGGCGACCUUAGCGUCUGGGGCACAUUCUCCGAGAUUCAAGCUCAACUCACAUGGCUUUCUCAGCAACAGCACCGAUACAAAGUUGUUGUAGCAGGGAACCACGAUCUACUGCUCGACCCCGAGUUUAUUGAACGGCACCCAGAGAGAUGGGAACAAAUUCAGCAGACGACGUGUAGCACCGGGGAGGCUGAUGACUCAAAGACGGCCAAGGACCUGGACUGGGGUGGUUUGAUAUACCUGCGGAAUUCUCAUGUUCCUCUCAAAUUUCCAGACAACCGCGAUAUCACCAUCUACGGCUCUCCGCUCACACCCCAGUACGGCAUCUCGGCCUUCCAAUAUCGUCCGUCAGAAGACUUCUGGAGCGGAAGAAUCCCAACAAACACUGACAUCGUCCUUACGCAUGGCCCACCCUGGGGACACCUUGACGGGUUGAAGAAGUCUGGGUGCGCGUUCCUGGUGCGCGAGGUGGCGCGGGUGCGACCCCAGCUGGUGGUAUACGGGCACAUACAUAUCGGGUAUGGGAUGGAGGAGAGCGUUUAUGAUAGGGUGGGGAAAGCGUAUGAAGCUGUCAUGGGGCAGUUGGGUGGGCGUGGGACUUUGGUUGGAAUGGCGUGGGGCAUCGUUUGGGAAUGGUUCCUCGGGAAGAUCUUCCAUAGGGCAGGAAAGAAGACAAUUUUUGUGAAUGCAGCAGUGGUGGAAGGCUGGGAGGAGCAUGUGGUAAAAAAUGCCGCGGUUGUGGUGCAGAUUUUAGUGAACUUGAUAACUCGAUGCUCCGCGGGAUAUUUUGGUGAAGGUAUUGAUCAUUGA
Molecule: messenger RNA, 861 nt
Organism: Endocarpon pusillum Z07020
Lineage: Eukaryota; Fungi; Ascomycota; Eurotiomycetes; Verrucariales; Verrucariaceae
Exons: 2
Coding region: 1-861 (286 amino acids)
Molecular function (GO): hydrolase activity
Source: RefSeq, a predicted model, not a curated record